ACCCACAAACCAGAGUCCCCACGGUUGGAACAGCAGUGUCUGCGACGAAAGCACUGUGGCAGUUACACCUGUGUCCCAUACCAAAUAAGACGAAAGGCAAACCGGAUGGUAAAAUCUUGGCUGUAAUUUGGAGGAAUGUGGAUUAAGCUACAGGCGCGAGUAAGUGUGAUUACCUCCAAACAACAUGACAACGGAGAUAAACUUUACAACACUUCUCAACGUGUCUGACAUCAAUAACAACUCAAGAGGAUGUUCCCUCACGAAGACUGGGUUUCAAUUUUACUAUUUGCCUACUGUUUACAUCUUAGUUUUCCUCACGGGCUUGAUAGGAAAUAGUCUGGCAAUAUGGAUGUUCGUGUUUCACAUGAGACCAUGGAGCAGCAUCUCGGUCUACAUGUUCAAUCUGGCACUGGCGGAUUUCUGUUACGUGCUUUCUCUCCCCUUCCUAAUUUUCUACUACUUUAACAAGACUGACUGGAUUUUUGGCGACGUGCUGUGUCGACUGCAGCGCUACAUUUUUCACGUUAAUCUGUACGGGAGCAUUCUCUUUCUCACCUGCAUCAGCGUGCACAGGUACACAGGAGUGGUGCACCCUCUCAAAUCGUUGGGGAGGCUGAAGAAAAAGAACGCUAUACGCACAAGCGCAUUGAUUUGGUUCGUAGUCACCGUAGGGAUUUCGCCUAUUCUGUAUUAUUCACGCACGGGUUUAAAGAGGAACUCAACGACAUGUUAUGACACCACCACGGAGGAUGAGCUGCCGGGCUACUUCAUCUACAGCAUGUGCAUGACGGUGUUUGGCUUCUGCGUUCCUUUUAUUAUCAUCUUUGGGUGCUAUGGAUUAAUUGUGAAGGCCCUCAUAUACAAUGACAUGGACAAUGCACCACUGAGGAGGAAGUCUAUAUAUCUGGUAAUCAUUGUCCUGGCAGUGUUUGCUGUCUCCUACCUGCCCUUUCAUGUGAUGAAGAAUCUGAACAUGAGGGCCAGGCUUUACUUCCAGAGUCCUGAAAUGUGUGAUUUUAACAAUAAAGUGUAUGCCACUUAUCAGGUUACCCGAGGUCUGGCUAGCCUCAACAGUUGUGUGGACCCCAUCCUUUACUUCUUGGCUGGGGACACAUUUAGGCGGAAGUUCUCCAGAGCCACCAAAAAGACUUACAGAAAGGGGGAGAAUGCGUUGCAGUCCAAGAGUGAGGAGACUGCACUCAAUAGUCUGCCGGACUACACAGGAAACGGAGACCAGCGGCUCUGACUGUGUCUCUUAUGAGUUGUGCGGAGUGGGCUAAACCUGUACAUUUUGUCAAGCUGUUCAUUAAAUGAAUCCAUGUGUGCUGAUGUUUGGAUAGCAUGACUUCCACUCCAUGUUCAACAUGAUGUCGCUGCGACCAAGUCAUAGUACUGUACUUGCCAGUAUUAAUUAGGCUGCUCUUUUCUGAUUAGCUUAUCAUGAAUGGUUAACAAAGUAAAGGUUUUGUUGAGAAUCAAACAUGUAGAGAACAUUGAAGACCAUUCUACAGUCUGCUAUGGAAUGAGCAUGUGUUACAACUGGGGUUGCCCCUAGGAUGAACAAGUAAAUGUAAUUUAUGUAAGUUAAACAAGCUAAAGUGAGAUUUUGAGAAUGCAACUUUAAGCACUUACUAACAGUUCCUUUAUUGUACCCGAGAUGCUCAAACUGUGUGUCUAGGAACUGCAAAGCACUAUGAAUUUUAAUAUUUUUGAGCAUCAUGUAUGAGGUCAGUAUAUUUCUAUUUGAUUCUUCUUUACAUUUUUUUUAAUAAUACAUGUGUUUGUUAUUGUAAGCAAUGUCUUUGUCCCACGCAUAUCAAAUAGCCUUUUUGAUGGUGUAGUAUGAAAAGAAAAACCUCUGAUAAAGCCUUUAUCACCUACUGUAA
Sardina pilchardus (European sardine) is the source of this 1886-nucleotide messenger RNA. RefSeq names its product purinergic receptor P2Y1 (gene p2ry1). The record is from RefSeq and is a predicted model, not a curated record. Gene Ontology annotation, molecular function: A1 adenosine receptor binding; G protein-coupled ATP receptor activity; ATP binding. NCBI's taxonomy places the organism in Eukaryota, Metazoa, Chordata, Actinopteri, Clupeiformes, Clupeidae. Gene Ontology annotation, cellular component: plasma membrane. Gene Ontology annotation, biological process: platelet activation; relaxation of muscle; phospholipase C-activating G protein-coupled receptor signaling pathway. Bases 185 to 1246 code for a protein of 353 amino acids. The transcript is spliced from 2 exons.